AUGGCCCCCUUUUCGAUGAAAUGCAAUGCAUGCGGCGAGUAUAUCUACAAGGGCCGUAAAUUCAACCCGCGAAAGGAGACGACCGAUGAGUCGUACUAUGCAAUCAAGAUAUUCCGCUUCUACAUUCGCUGCACGCGAUGCUCUGCGGAAAUCCUGUUCAAAACAGGCCCACGAAACAUGGACUAUACAUGUGAGAAGGGCGCAACCCGCAACUUUGAACCAUGGCACGAGGCCAAGCUCGCCGAAGAGACCGAUGAGGAACGUCUGGACCGCCUGGAGCGCGAAGAGGCCGAGCGCGAUGCCAUGGCCGAACUGGAAGUGAAGACAUACGACGCAAAGAUCGAGUUUGCCGUCGCCGACGCCCUGGACUAG
Messenger RNA from Lasiodiplodia theobromae, 372 nucleotides. RefSeq names its product mRNA splicing protein Yju2 protein. NCBI's taxonomy places the organism in Eukaryota, Fungi, Ascomycota, Dothideomycetes, Botryosphaeriales, Botryosphaeriaceae. The coding region runs from base 1 to 372 and encodes 123 amino acids. The record is from RefSeq and is a predicted model, not a curated record. Gene Ontology annotation, cellular component: U2-type catalytic step 1 spliceosome. Gene Ontology annotation, biological process: mRNA splicing, via spliceosome. The transcript has 2 exons.